Messenger RNA from Varanus komodoensis (Komodo dragon), 603 nucleotides. RefSeq names its product synaptogyrin 3 (gene SYNGR3). Gene Ontology annotation, cellular component: neuromuscular junction; synaptic vesicle membrane. The transcript is spliced from 4 exons. The record is from RefSeq and is a predicted model, not a curated record. NCBI's taxonomy places the organism in Eukaryota, Metazoa, Chordata, Lepidosauria, Squamata, Varanidae. Bases 1 to 603 code for a protein of 200 amino acids.
AUGUGUAGAGUCGUCUCUUGGAUCUUCUCCAUCGUCGUCUUCGGCUCCAUCGUCAACGAGGGCUACGUCAACACAGACAAGUCCCCGGUGCUGCGAUGCAUCUACAACAGCCACGAGGGCGCCUGCAGCUACGGAGUUGCCGUCGGCAUCAUCGCGUUCUUGGCCUGCAGCUUCUUUCUGGUGGUUGACCUGCAUUUCCAGCAGAUCAGCAGUGUGAAAGACAGGAAGCGUGUGGUGCUUUUGGACCUCGGCUUCUCAGGCUUUUGGUCCUUCCUGUGGUUUGUGGCUUUCUGCUUCCUGGCCAACCAGUGGCAGCGGACACCACCCAGCCAGGGGGCAACACAAGGAGGUGACGCUGCCCGAGCGGCCAUAGCCUUUUCUUUCUUCUCCAUCAUCUCCUGGGUCGCCCUGACUGUUAAGGCCCUCCAGAGAUACCGAAUGGGAACUGAUAUGUCUCUCUUUGCCACGGAUCAGUUUCCCACUGACCCCAGUGCUGGCUACCCAACAGGCAGUGGAGUUGAGAGCACGGAAACCUAUCAGAGCCCGCCUUUCUCCGAGACCCUCGACACCAGUCCCAAAGGCUACCCGGUGCCGGCGUACUGA